AUGCCAGACUCUCAGUCUUCAAGCACGGCGACGCCUUCAGAUAGCUCCCGCGAUACAGGGUUUAUACCAGGUGACGAUACAUGGACCCAAUGGCGCAACGUUUUUGCUAUCCUGUCGGGGAAGAUGACGGACAAGGGAAAGGAAGAAUUCCGCGUGGCAAGAGAUAUUCGGAAUGAGGCUGCGGAUUGCAAACGCUGUGAGGACCAGCGAGAUUACCUAUUACAAUGGAGCCCUGUCAUCCGCUAUUUGAGCGAUGGCAUUCGACAACUCGGAGGUGACCUUUCCAGCCAUAAUAUCUACUGCCGUCGAUGCACGAAUAGAAAAGCGGGAGGGUUUGACCCCGAGUACGGAAUACUUCUUUGUGCAAACGAAAUGAAAGAUCAAGGACACCUUGAGGACACAAUGGCCCAUGAAAUGGUUCAUGCUUUUGACCAUCUUAGGUUCAAAGUCAACUGGACGGACAAUCUUCGACACGCUGCCUGUACAGAGAUUCGCGCCAGUUCACUCAGCGGUGAAUGCAGAUGGGCGCGAGAGUUCUUUCGUCGAGGUCAAUGGAAGUUCACGCAACAACAUCAGGAAUGUGUGCGGAGAAGGGCCAUUCUAUCAGUGCGGGCAAGACCCACAUGCAAAGACGAGGCGCAUGCGACCAGAGUCGUCAAUGAGGUCUGGGACAGUUGUUUCCGGGACACGCGACCUUUCGAUGAGAUUUAUCGAUGA
Molecule: messenger RNA, 717 nt
Organism: Aspergillus affinis
Lineage: Eukaryota; Fungi; Ascomycota; Eurotiomycetes; Eurotiales; Aspergillaceae
Product: mitochondrial inner membrane protease ATP23
Exons: 3
Coding region: 1-717 (238 amino acids)
Biological process (GO): mitochondrial protein processing; mitochondrial proton-transporting ATP synthase complex assembly
Cellular component (GO): extrinsic component of mitochondrial inner membrane
Molecular function (GO): metalloendopeptidase activity
Source: RefSeq, a predicted model, not a curated record